CACCCGCCCAGGACGGGCGGACGGUGCACAAUGGCCCCUCGGGGCAGUGAGGGGCCGUGGUCCUCGGGCCAGACCCACCACAGCCACGCCCCGCAUCCGGCACCCCGGGGUCCAAGUACAGCACAGCCUCCUGCAUCGUCGGGAGCCACAGUCUGACCCGGGGGACCUGCCCGCGCCCCGUGUCCCGAUGGGCCUGUGCUAUAGCCUGCGACCGCUGCUCUUCGGCAGCUCGGAGGACGCCCCCUGCGCCGCCUCGGACCCGCGCUCGGAGGACGGGCAGCCCAGCGCCAUCCCAGCCCCAGUCCCGGUCCCAGCCCCGGCUCCAACGGGGACACUGCUCCGACGAAGCGCCGGCCGGAACCCCGCGAGCGUGCGGCCGGCAGUGGAGCUGCAGAGCCGGCGGCGGCAAGAGCAGCUGCGCGCCGUGGAGCGAGAAGCCGCUAAGGAGGCGAGGAAAGUGAGCCGCGGCAUCGACCGCAUGCUGCGCGAGCAAAAGCGCGACCUGCAGCAGACGCACCGACUCCUCCUGCUGGGGGCUGGUGAGUCCGGGAAAAGCACUAUCGUCAAACAGAUGAGGAUCCUGCAUGUCAACGGCUUCAACCCCGAGGAAAAGAAGCAGAAAAUUCUGGACAUCAGGAAAAAUGUCAAAGAUGCUAUCGUGACAAUCGUUUCAGCAAUGAGUACUAUAAUACCUCCGGUUCCACUGGCCAACCCUGAAAACCAGUUCCGGUCUGAUUAUAUCAAGAGCAUAGCCCCUAUCACCGACUUUGAAUAUUCCCAGGAAUUCUUUGAUCACGUGAAGAAGCUGUGGGACGAUGAGGGGGUGAAGGCCUGCUUUGAGAGAUCCAACGAGUACCAGUUGAUCGACUGUGCACAAUACUUCCUGGAAAGGAUUGACAGCGUCAGUCUGGUUGACUACACGCCCACAGACCAGGACCUCCUCAGAUGCAGAGUGCUGACUUCGGGAAUCUUUGAGACACGAUUCCAAGUGGACAAAGUGAACUUUCACAUGUUUGAUGUUGGCGGCCAGAGGGAUGAGAGAAGAAAAUGGAUCCAGUGCUUUAAUGAUGUCACUGCCAUCAUCUAUGUGGCAGCCUGCAGUAGCUACAACAUGGUGAUCCGGGAGGACAACAACACCAACAGACUGAGGGAGUCGCUGGACCUGUUUGAAAGCAUCUGGAAUAACAGGUGGUUACGGACCAUUUCUAUCAUCUUGUUCUUGAACAAACAAGAUAUGCUGGCAGAAAAAGUCUUGGCAGGGAAAUCAAAAAUUGAAGACUACUUCCCAGAGUAUGCCAAUUAUACUGUUCCCGAAGACGCAACACCAGAUGCGGGAGAAGAUCCCAAAGUUACGAGAGCCAAGUUCUUUAUCCGAGAUCUGUUUUUGAGGAUCAGCACAGCCACAGGCGAUGGCAAACAUUACUGCUACCCCCACUUCACCUGCGCCGUGGACACGGAGAACAUCCGCAGAGUGUUCAACGACUGUCGUGACAUCAUCCAGAGGAUGCACCUGAAGCAGUACGAACUCUUGUGAGGACUGCCUACCCCUCCUCCUCACUGCCGCCUCUCCUCCCUCUUGGCCACCCCAGGAGGCGGUGUUAUCUCCCCAGCCUGCGUGUCUGUCCACCCCAAGCCAUGGUAGGGCGUAGUGAGUGUUUUAGUGUCACGGGGCUGCCAUCUGUCCUGUCCUAGGUAUGCCUACGUGUGACCACCAAGCCUCUGGCUACCUCUGUCCCCCAGGUUUGGUUUCUGUAGCUUUUGUUUUUCACCGGACUGCACAGCCUCCCACCACCAAUCCGUGUCACGGCAAAGCCACCAACUCUCACAUGGGUGAUACUGCAGUGACCUGAGUGGGAACCUAUCUAUUCUUUGAUUGAUUGGUCGAUGGGCUGACUUAUCAAAGGCAGCAUCAUAAAUCGGAGAAAUACAUUGUUUCAAAUUAUCAAGCAUGAUCACCGUGGACUGCGGCUCUUUCUGGCUAGCAGGUAGCUGCCCCUUCUGAUCUGCACUGGCCCAAUGCUUAGAGUAGACCCGAGCCAGCCACAGGGCAAGAGGAAUUCUUUCCGGCCACAGUUGCAGUGGCUGUAAGCUGCGGGCAUUUGGAGUAGAGGGCCUCUCGGGGCCUCUUACAUUUAGGCAGAAAAGCUGCCCCAUUCACUACUGCAAACUGUGUCCUGUCUAUACAUGACGGUGUCCUCUACACCUUCCUGAUAGCUGGGCAUGGUCUUUCCUAGUUUCCCUUUGUUGUUGCUUUACUAGACUGUACAGACCCGCAAAAUGUAAUACUCUUUUGUAUGACUCCUAACAAAACCUCCUUGUAGCGUUCUGUGCCUUGGUGAUAGCCCCACCUGUAAGGAAAUACGUCCCAGCUGUGCCAAGCAGCUUGCGGUCCGCACAGCCUGCUGCAUCCACAGUGGGGAAUCGGUGGGAUCUGUUCAUCUUAGGAUAUUUUUUAUCAGGUUGGUAUUUAUGGACGAUCGUUGAUUUCAGAGUCAUCUCCUUGACCAGCAGUGCCAACCCAACACUGGAACUGUCGCAGCCGCCUGCUUUUACUGUUCUGCAGCUCAGCUGCUGCAAACACUGGGACCACCCGAUUCCAAGGCAUACAUUAGAAGCUACUUUUUUUUUAGGUUUUCUCUCCCCCUCCCCCUGCCCCCACACACAGAUGAAAUGUUUCUGAAGACUCCUUCAGGUUUCCUAGGCAGGAGCAGGCCUACCAUCCCCUAGUUAAGUUCCAUAUACAGUCCCAUCUUAUAAGGAACAGGUGAUCAGAGGAAAGCAAAGUAGUGUCAGUGUUGUAGCGGAGUGAGGGCAGGAAGGACAGCACCUUCCGAAGAUGAAAUACUACAAAGCUAUUUACUUAGUAUCUAUCUAUCUGCAUUGCUAGGGACGAGCCCAGCGCUGGGAGCAUGCUGGGCAAGCACUCUCCUGCUAAUCCUUAUCCACCGCCAUAACGCCAGCCCCACAAAAACCUUUGUUUUAAAUAUAAGCACAGAAUGUAUGGCUGCUGCCCCCAUGUGAGAUCUGCAGCCGCGACCUCAAGUUAUGGUAGGGACGCCUAGAACGUAACAGCAGCUGCGUCAGGGCACUGUUGGCACUACCUACGGCCAAGGCUCUGGGAAUAGUUCUCUUAGGUUUAGAGUUUUCUGUAAAGAUGUCCUAGGUUAAAUAUUCAACAGUACAAACACACAGGAGUGACAGCCUGUGUUACUUUACUUAUUCAUCUACUUAUUGCUGUCUCAAGUUUAUUCCACUGAAGUCAGCAUCGCGUAAUGCUUUGUAAACUCAUCGUGGCUGAGAUGCUCUUCUGGGAAAGGGUGGCAGCCUCAGUCACUACAGCACGCUCCUCGGCUCCUUGCCACUGUCUACCACUCUCCACUGCGCACAAACUUCCGGCUGAGCCCACACAUGUCAGGAAAGUGACUUUCAGUUCCCCUGCACGUUCAAAGCAAGAAGAAAAGCUCACGCGCGCGCGCACACACACACACACACACACACACACACACACGUGAAGUUUUAUACUACUGUGUGCAUUAUCACUCAACAGUUCCCUGUUACUAAAGAACUAUUUAAAAGUGUUCUAGGGGCUGAAUUAUAGCUCUGAUAGAGCACCCACUUAGCAUGCAGAAGCCCUGAGCUCAAUCAGAACAAAAUAAAUACAAAUAAAUAAAAUUUGAUCAUUAUAAAGAUCCAGACUUCUUUAGGAAAAAAAAAAGAAUAUGCUUUAUUUUCAAAUUCAAAUAUCCAGAUCCUCCAUUUUUGAAGUUUGAAUCAUCGACAGGCAUUGAAUUCAGAUGUGACAACAGUCUCCUAAAGAGAAAAUUACACUUAACUAAAAAUCUGAUUCCAUCAGCACAGAAUCAAGAGCCUGUAACAAACAAGUUCCUGUACAUUGAAUCUGUACUUUUGAGCAUACAACUUCAUGAUCUAUAAGAAAUCGAGAGCUACUGCAGAGAGGGACGGAGAAAAUCCAACUUUUAGGUGCACACGUAGCCUCCAGUGUGCACCAAGACUGCUGAGUCCUUUCUGGGGAAGCCAGGGCUGUGUGUGGUGCAUGCAAGUGACAGUGUCCAUAACAUUUAUAUACUGUACAGAUGCAACCUUUGAUUAUACAUAUAUUUGAUAAAACAAAAGAGGCAAACUUGUAGAGUACAUGUCCCAUUUUUGUAGCAUGAGAACAGGACAGGCAGCUGUUUAUUCUGCAGCCACUGGCAUGGAUGAUUUGGAAUUCCCAGGAUGUGCGCAAGGACAAUCAAUAUUCGCUCACCUCCGUGGCUCCCAUGCGCCCCACCAGAAGCCCUAUGCCUUUGGUGUUGAUUUAUAUUACCAGGUGCAACAAUCACCGGCUUCAUCAGCUUCUCGUGUGCACUCUGCACAGUUUCCAAGCAGACAGAAGAGAGGAGGGCAAGCGUUCAAAGUGAGCUAAGACAAGGAGCACAAGGAAGCUUACUGCUGCACCAUAGGUGGUCAGCACCCUGUCCUCAAACGGGAGGUAGCACUUGGAGAGAGCAUAGUCUCUGGAUGUCAGACUUCCCUGGGGAAGAAAUAGAAAGUUGAUGAGUGAGUCCCAGGGUGAGUCCCAGGCACAGCAAUCUGACUUAGAGGCUGUCUUCUAGGCCCCCUCAGGUGGGUUUGGGAGGGAAGAGCCCUCUUCACUCAGGACCAAGGGGCUUUGGGCAUAACAAGUCACCACCGGCCACAGAGGUGCUAGCAAAAGAAAGGCACCAAAGCUCUGCUGGCUCGGGGAGAAGGUCACAUAGUAGAGUAGCCCUGAAGGGAGAUGGAGAGGCAUCAGUCCCAGAGGAACAAGAGGACAGAAGUAUCCCUGCCUUCGGAUGGCAGAGCAGUCACUGUGGCCCAGAAGAACCCCUGCGUCUCCACAGUUUGCAAUGUGGAAUCAAGGCAGCAAAUGUUUUCACUUACUUGAACUUGAAAACACACGGGACCCCCACCUUUUUCUAGACAGAACCAUAGAAGAGCAGCAUGGACUGAGUGCAAGGCCCCAUGGUUACAAAGGAGGUGUUUCGCUGAGUCAACACCUUUCCCCAACUUGGGUAUUCUGUAGCACCGUGUGCCCAGCACACUUAGAAAAUGAGAGAUAACAGAGUUUACUAAUGUAGAGACACUGCUCCCUUGGAAACAAACUGGCACUUGUUGAACUUCACCUCUGCUCUCGAGAUAAAAUUCUGGCAGAUGCUCCUCAGAGUCCCUCUGAAGUCAUGUUCUGCAUAUGUGUCCCCAGAUCAGUGAUUACAGACAGGCGGUGUAUACAACUCAAGAGUGCAAAGAGAGCGAUUGAUUUCUGGCUUUUGUAUGUUUUUAUAGACUGCAGCCGCUAAAUAGUUGGUUACUGUGUUGAUCUCAAUACUCCAGAAAGCUUUCAGAUAAAAAUAAAGGUUUACGUUACCAUGA
This is a messenger RNA of Myodes glareolus (Bank vole), 5412 nucleotides long. The record is from RefSeq and is a predicted model, not a curated record. Lineage: Eukaryota; Metazoa; Chordata; Mammalia; Rodentia; Cricetidae.